Molecule: messenger RNA, 1443 nt
Organism: Arabis nemorensis
Lineage: Eukaryota; Viridiplantae; Streptophyta; Magnoliopsida; Brassicales; Brassicaceae
Source: the annotation of a GenBank genome assembly
AUGCAUCAGCACGCUUUAGCCCUCAAAUUCCAUUCCUAUUCUCCUCACUAUGCUUUACCUCUCUCCGAUUUCUCCCUCCAAAGCCCUAAUUCUCUCCUCCGUCAUUUCCCGCGCUUGACCGGCUCAGUCUCCCUCCGUUGCCGGAGCGUCCCAGCCGAUGUAUCUCCGGUUAAAUACGCCACUGGCUCCUCAAUCGGGAAAAUCGGAGGUCUUGUGGUUGCUGACAAACCUAUCGAUGUCGCAACUUUGGGUAAUCUCUGCGUCGACAUUGUUCUCAGUGUUCGUGAAUUGCCACCGCCUUCUCGCCGCGAACGCAAGGCGUUAAUGGACGAACUCUCUACUUCUCCCCCAGAUAAGAAAUACUGGGAAGCAGGUGGCAACUGUAACAUGGCUAUAGCAGCUGCUAGACUGGGGCUUCACUGUGUUGCUAUUGGUCACGUUGGGGAUGAGAUUUAUGGAGAGUUUCUUCUAGAUGUGCUUCAUGAGGAAGGGAUAAGUACGGUUGCAUUGGAUGGAGAAGCAAAUGCCAAAGAUACCAGCUCAUUCUGUGAUACGCUUAUUUGCUGGGUUCUUGUGGAUCCUUUGCAGAGGCAUGGCUUUUGCAGUCGGGCUGAUUUCAAGGAGGAACCUGCUUUCAAUUGGAUAACUGAUCUACCUGAAGAUGUAAAGAUGGCAAUCCGACAGUCAAAAGUUCUUUUCUGCAAUGGUUAUGACUUUGACGAUUUCAGCCCUAGUUUUAUAAUGUCAACAAUAGAUUAUGCAACCAAAGUUGGGACAGCUGUCUUCUUUGAUCCUGGACCACGGGGAAAGAGUCUUUCCAAGGGAACUCCUGAUGAGCGUAAAGCACUUGCUCACUUCUUAAGAAUGAGUGAUGUUCUUCUUCUAACAUCUGAGGAGGCAGAGGCUCUAACUGGCAUCAGGAACCCUGUAAAAGCAGGACAAGAAAUUCUGAGGAAUGGAAAGGGAACAAAAUGGGUGAUUGUAAAGAUGGGCUCAAAAGGUUCAAUCUUAGUGACGAAAUCUAGUGUCUCGGUGGCACCUGCGUUUAAGGUGGAAGUGGUUGACACUGUUGGAUGUGGAGACAGUUUUGUGGCUGCAAUCGCAUUGGGUUAUAUACGCAACAUGCCGCUUGUUAAUACCUUAACAAUUGCGAAUGCGGUUGGAGCAGCAACUGCAAUGGGUUGUGGAGCAGGUAGAAGUGUUGCAAAAAGACAUCAAGUGGUGGAUCUCAUUAAGGCCUCAAAACUCAAUGAUGAAGAAAACCUUAUCGAAGAACUACUCGCCGAAAACCCGGAAUCCCCUAGAAUCAAUUUUCUUUCAAAAGGGAUGAGAAAGGAAGGGAGCAACAAGCAGCUGGUAGAAACAAUCUCUAUGGAAAAAGUGGUUUCUGAAUUGCUUCCAGAGCUUGAACUUGGGAGGUGUUGUGUAAAGGCUUCAUCUUGA